AGUUAACACAAAGCUGAAGGCACGCCCACACACGCCCGCACACGCACACACACGCAGACACACACACUAGGUGGGAGUAGAGAGAAGGACAUCGAAGCCUGAAGGAUUAACAGCAUCUGAGCAGCUGAAAGGUUUCUUUAAACCGCCCCUCAGACCUUUCUGGUUCAGUGACCUCCUGGUUCUCCUUAUGGCCUCUGCUGCUGCUUCACCCAGAGGGACCUGUCUGCUGGAGAAGCAGUUAACAUGCUCCAUCUGCAUGGACGUGUUUGUGGACCCCGUCACUACAGCUUGUGGCCACACCUUCUGUAAGAAGUGCCUGGACUUCAACUGUAAGUACAGAAACAGCGAGUGCCCCCUGUGCAGAACUUUUCUGAUGAACACAGGAGCUGUGAACAUCGUCCUCAGAGAAAUCAUCCAGCAGCGUCAGUCGGAAGAGUCUGAGAAGAACAAGAAAAGUAUCUUCACGGGGCAGGACGGAGGAGUGGCCUGUGACAUCUGCACAGAUCAAAAGCUCCAGGCCGAGAAGUCCUGCCUGGUGUGUCUGGCCUCGUACUGCUCCACCCACCUGCAGAACCAUGCUUCAACCCAGAGGCUGAAGGGUCACAAGCUGGUGGCCCCGGUGAAGAACCUGGACGACAGGGCCUGUCUGAAGCACGGACGCCCCCUGGAGCUGUACAGCAAGAAGCAGCAGAGAUGCAUCUGCGUCCGCUGUCUGGAGGAAGGUCCACAGGAGGUGGUCUCCACCGAGGACGAGUGGGAGAAGAAGAAGGUUGAACUUGAAAACGCAAAAACAGAACUGGAGGCCAAGAUUCAGAAGAGAGAAACACAACUGGUCGAGCUCAGUCAAUCUGUGAAGAGCUGCCAGGACCAGCUGGAGAACGAGUGGUGGGACAUUGAGGCCGUGUUCGCCGCCGUGCUCUCCAUCGUGGAGGAGGCCCGGGAAGAGGCUCUUCAGCCGCUGAAGGACAGGAGGGAGGUCGUGGAGAAGGAGGCAGAGGACCUCCAACAGGAUCUGGAAGAGGAGAUCAGCCGCUUCCAGACGACCAUCUCUGAGCUGGAGGACAUCAGUACACUGGAGGAUCACAUCCACUUCCUGCAGAACUACCCAUCUCUUCAGAACCUGGACGACAUCAAGGACUGGGCCGAGGUCCAGUUGGACACGUCCCUGUUCUUUGGGACGAUGAGAAAAACCACAGCUAUUAUGAAAGAAAAAGUCCAACAGGAGCUGGAGAAGCUGACGUCCAUCGAACUCAAGAGAAUUCCAAAGUUCACAGUGGACGUGAAGCUGGAUCCAGCCACCGCGCACCAGUGCCUCGUUCUGUCUGAGGACGGAAAGGAAGUGAAGGACGGACAGGAGGACGCGGGAGUGGACGACGCCUCGGAGAGGUUUGACAUGUUCGGCAGCGUCCUGGGGCUCAACGGCUUCACCUCUGGGAGGUCAUACUGGGAGGUGGAGGUCGGCAACAAGCCCGGGUGGGACCUGGGCGUGGCCAGAGGGGACGCAAACCGCAAGGGGAAGCUCACGUUGAACCCAGACAACGGCUACUGGGCGACCGUCCACUACGAGGACGACCAGUACGCGGCUCUGACAGCCCCCCCGCUGCUCCUCCCUCUGCUCCUCAAGCCGGAGACGGUGGGGGUGUUUGUGGACUACGAGGAAGACAUUGUGUCUUUCUACAACAUCACGGCUCGGUCUCACAUUUACUCUUUCACCGGGUGCUUGUUCAGCGGGGGGGAGCUUUACCCGUAUUUCAGUCCACACCGAAAACAAGACGAUGGAAGCGCUGAUCCGCUGAUUAUCUCCUCCGUGAAACAACGUGAACAGAUCAUGGUUGUGUCCACACUGAACACGUUCGACAUGAGCUUCCAGGUUUGUGUGUGUGGUUGGUCCAAAGUGACGAGUUACCACGGCCUGAGGACCCACCAGGGGAAGAUGGGAUGCACCCAGAGGGGAGUGAGGAUCCCAGAGAGGAACACAAUGACCUUCAUGCCUCAAAUUACCUUCAAGGAAAGUCCAAUCUAUCUGAACGAGCCUGAGAGGAACAUCUUCACCUGGUCUGCCGGUUCAGAUGAGAGCCUCCAGGUCUGUGGGUGUGGUUGGUCCAAAGUGACGACCUAUCAGGGCCUGAGGAUCCACCAGGGGAAGAUGGGAUGCACAGAGAAGGGAGUGAGGAUCCCAGAGAGGAAGAGUUACCCUCCUCUGAUUCCCUUCACGGGACGUCCAAUCCAGCUGACCGAGCCUGUGAUGACUUCUAUAGAGUCUUACGACUCAGACGAGUACCCUCUGUUUUGUGAGUGUGGUUGGAUGGAGAUGACCUAUCAGGGCCUGAGGAUCCACCAGGGGAAGAAGGGAUGCAUGCAGAAUGGAGUGAGGGUCCCAGAGCGGAGGAGUUACCCUCGUCAAACCCCCCCCACGGGAGGUCCAAUCCAGCUGAGCGAGCCUGAUAACUUUAUUCCUCCUCCCAUCGACCAUUCACCGCAGACACUCAACGGCCACAUUCAUCCAGCAGCUGCCGUCAUCACCGCGGCCGAGACAAGAGAACCAUUUUUCCAGACUCCUGAGCCCCCCCCACGUCAUCAAACCACCACCAACACGUACCGACCUCGUCGAGCGCUCGAGUUCUCCACCGGCGCCGAGCAGGUGGAGGCUCAGAUGUUUGACCUGUUGAAACGUCACGCUGGGGAGCUACUGCAGCUUCAUCCUGUGAAUCAGAUCACGACGCCUCCAAUGACCGCCGUCCCUCCAAGAGAGGAGGAAGAGGAGAAACAGAGGAAGGUGGAAAAACUGCGCAUGAAGGCAAAGCAAGACAACAAGAGGGCGGAGCUACAGCAGAAAAUUCAAAUGACAGAACUCAAGAUGGCAGAAGUGGAAUUAUCUGUGAAAGGCUUGACGGUUAGCUUGGACACCGAGUGGCUGGAGAUCAACAACGUCUUCUCCAAGAUGAUGAAAGUCGUGCAGGACGCUCGGCAAAGAUCUCUGCAGCCUGUGGAGGAGAGGAGAGAAAAGGUAAAGAGAGAAGGAAAUGAUCUGCUUCAGGGGCUGAAAAGAGAAACUGUCAAACUCCAGAACUCCAUCGCUGAGUUGGACGGAAACCCAGACCUUCAGAUCUCUCCUGAUGAACCCACGGAUUGGAACAACACAAGUGUUGAUACCUCGUUCUCCUUCGGUUCCUUGAGAACCACAACGUCAGCCAUGAUGGAACAAAUUCAGCUGCACCUAGAAGAGCUCUCCUCUGUUGAACUCAAGAGAUUCCCCACAUUUGCAGUGGAUGUGAAGCUGGACCCAGCUACAGCCCAUCACUGCCUCUCUCUCUCUGACGAUGGGAAGGAGGUGCAGGACGGAGGAAAGUACCAGGAAGUCCACGACACUCCGGAGAGGUUUGACAUGUUCGGCAGCAUCCUGGGACUCAACGGUUUGUCCUCUGGGAGGUCAUACUGGGAGGUGGAGGUCGGCAAGAAGACCGGGUGGGACCUGGGCGUGGCCAGAGGGGACGCAAACCGCAAGGGGAAGCUCUCGUUGAACCCAGACAACGGCUACUGGGCGACCGUCCACUGCGAGGACGACCAGUACGCAGCCCUGACAGAUCCACGCGUCCGCCUGUCCCUGAGAGACAAACCUCAGAAGGUGGGGGUGUUCGUGGACUACGAGGAGGGUCUCGUGUCCUUCUACGACACGACGGCUCGGUCUCACAUUCACUCGUUCACUGAGUGUUUGUUCGGUGGAGAGAUCUUCCCGUACUUCAGUCCACAUCUCCAAGAAGAUGGUCAAAACGCAGCUCCUCUGAUCAUCUCUCCUGUAGAGAGACAGUAAAUGAAGCUUGUGUCCGUUACAGUGGCUGAAAAUUACAAUAUAUUAUAUUAUGACAUUAUCAGAGAUGCAGAUAAAGAUGGACGACGCGACUCCACUUCCUACUGUUAAAAAUAUGAAGGCAAAAUACACAGGAUUCGGGUGAUGCCUAUAAAUAUCCCCGUUGUAGGGAUAAUAAAGAAUCUUAUUUUAUUAUCUUAUCUUAUCUUAUCUUGUGCUUUCGCCAUCGUUUGGAGCCGGAGUCGUUUUAUUUAACAGGUACUUUGACUUUUUGGUUUGGUCCAUGUCCCAUCCAUUAACAUGGAUCUAUGCCCUAUACACUGCAAGCCACCUGGGGGCGCUCCAGAGGAUAUAGCCCUAAGUGAGCUGACAUGUGUAAUAUGUAGGUGCAUGUGUGUACUCAAUUCUAUUUCUUCCAUAAAUAAAUAAAUAAAUAUAUAUUCCUAAGAUGUCGUUGUGUGUUGGUUGUGGUUUAAUGUAAACUGUAUUUCAUAAAUCAUGUUACAGGAAGAGGGUUUAUAUGACGAGAGCUUUUUUCUAUGUCUUUUAUUUUUGUGGUGUUGGUAUAAAACAAAUAAAACUUUAUAACCUGA
Messenger RNA from Pleuronectes platessa (European plaice), 4401 nucleotides. RefSeq lists its product as uncharacterized. Gene Ontology annotation, molecular function: protein binding. The coding region runs from base 188 to 3811 and encodes 1207 amino acids. NCBI's taxonomy places the organism in Eukaryota, Metazoa, Chordata, Actinopteri, Pleuronectiformes, Pleuronectidae. The record is from RefSeq and is a predicted model, not a curated record. The transcript is spliced from 19 exons.